Molecule: messenger RNA, 1026 nt
Organism: Monoraphidium neglectum
Lineage: Eukaryota; Viridiplantae; Chlorophyta; Chlorophyceae; Sphaeropleales; Selenastraceae
Product: cathepsin Z
Exons: 9
Coding region: 1-1026 (341 amino acids)
Cellular component (GO): lysosome
Molecular function (GO): cysteine-type endopeptidase activity
Source: RefSeq, a predicted model, not a curated record
AUGGCGCGCGUGUCAGGCCUCCUCCUUGUUCUUGCGUUGCUUGUGGGCCCGAGCUCCGCCUUCAAGGUCAUUGAGGGCAGCGCGGGCGUCAGCAAGUAUGCCACCAAGCUCAAGAAGAGUGGCAUCAAGGACGUCAUCCUGACCGCGCGGCCACAAGAGAGUCUCACUGAGGGCGAGCUGCCAAAGUCCUGGGACUGGCGCAACGUCGAUGGCAAAAACUACCUCUCUCCCGUCCGCAACCAGCACAUCCCGGUCUACUGCGGCGGCUGCUGGGCGUUCGCCUCGACCUCUGCCCUGGCCGACCGCGCCAACAUCGUCCGCGGCGGCGCGUUCCCGCUCGCAGUGCUGUCGGUGCAGAACGUGGUCGACUGCAGCAAGGGCGGCAAUUGCAUCGACGGCGGCGAGGACAAGCUGGUGUACGCGUACGCCUUCAGGCAGGGCAUCCCCGCCGACACCUGCAACUCGUUCGUGGCGCACAACCAGGCCUGCAACCACAAGCACCAGUGCUACACCUGUGAGUCCAACGGGAAGUGCGCCCCGGUCUACGACUACAAGAGGCUGGUUGUGAGUGAGUACGGCAGCCUCCAGGGCCGCCUGGCCAUGAAGGCCGAGAUCUACAGGAGGGGGCCCAUCUCGUGCGCCAUCCAGUCCACCCGGGAGCUGGAUGACUACAAGGGCGGCGUGUUUGCCCAGAAGCUGCAGAAGAUCGAGCUGAACCACGUAGUCAGCGUCGUGGGCUGGGACAAGGUCGACGGGGAAGAGGUCUGGAUAGUGCGCAACAGCUGGGGCGAGCCCUGGGGCGAGGGCGGCUUCUACCGCACCCCCACCUCCGGCUUCGACGGCGGCAACGGCGCCAACAUGAACCUGGGCAUCGAGCUGGACUGCGCCUUUGGCGCCGUCGACCGCUGGGCCAACGCCCGUGACCUAGGCUUCCCUGCCAGCGCUGACGAGGACGACGAGAUAGCGCCCUCCAGGCGCGCCACCCCCGAAGCUGCCGCUGCUGCUACGCGCGUCGCUGCGUCGUAG